UGAAAUACUUGUCAUUGAAUUUAACACUUCACACACACUGACACACAUGUACUUAUUUCGCAAAAUCAUCGGUAAUGUGGAAGAUUUCUACGCGCACUCUUCGAAUUAUCAAUGCAAUUUUGUUGACAUUACUUAUCCACUUCUGCGCAAUCGAAAUCUAUCUAGAUCUUGAUCAUGGAAUUUAUGAGAAAUUUAACAAGACAUUUUUGAUAUUUUCCAGUGCCGUAACGACUCUCUUGAUGAUAUGCGUCUCCUUUUACGGAUACUUUGUGUUAUUCACUAAUAAUGCUCAAAAGUUGCGUUUGCUGGCAUUUCUCUUGGUCAUAUUUGUCAUUGCCAAGACCAUUAUCGCAAUCAUCUACUGGAUUUUAAUUGAUGAUUCAGAUCGAAACUUGGCUCUAUGGUUGCACUUGACAAUUAUAUGGGCAAUUAUAUGUUUUAUUGGGGUCGUCGUGCAAAUUAGAAAACCAAUUAGACAACAAACCAUCUCGAUUUAGUAACCAUUUCCUAGAUUUCAGAGAAAUAUCAAGAACUUUCCACAACAACAUACAAUUAAAAUGUGUUUUCUAGGUUGUAAAACACUCAAGAUCAAUUCGCUCAUUUCAGCAGUUUUCCUUAUGGGAUGUAAUAUUGUUGAAACUGGUGUGGGUAUUGAGCAUCUUCGAAGAGCUGUAAAAGGUGCUAGCUUUUUAAUCACAUCAAUAAUGCUAAAUUUAUAUACCGUGUCUGUUAUUGCUCUUGGCAUGUACGGAGUAAUUAUCACCAAUCUCAAAAUACUACGUAUAUUUAUGGUCACAUUGGUUGUAUACUUUCUUGGCAAAUUAUUCCUUUCGGUAAUCGUCGAUCAUCUGGAACAGCAAGAAUAUAAGCAAAUUCUUACUCCAUUCUAUACCAUUGAUGCCAUCUUCUGUCGCUGUAAAAAGUACUGAGAAGCCAGAAAUUGAUAUUAAUGUAAAUAAGUAUGUAGAGAAUAA
Drosophila albomicans is the source of this 974-nucleotide messenger RNA. RefSeq lists its product as uncharacterized. The transcript is spliced from 7 exons. The record is from RefSeq and is a predicted model, not a curated record. The coding region runs from base 558 to 929 and encodes 123 amino acids. NCBI's taxonomy places the organism in Eukaryota, Metazoa, Arthropoda, Insecta, Diptera, Drosophilidae.